Messenger RNA from Coffea eugenioides, 1517 nucleotides. RefSeq lists its product as uncharacterized. The transcript is spliced from 2 exons. The record is from RefSeq and is a predicted model, not a curated record. NCBI's taxonomy places the organism in Eukaryota, Viridiplantae, Streptophyta, Magnoliopsida, Gentianales, Rubiaceae. The coding region runs from base 541 to 1290 and encodes 249 amino acids.
GAGUUAAAAGUAAACAAAAGCUUCGGUUUUCACUGUUCACAUCCAAAGCUCGCAUAAUUUCCAAUAAAAUUUUCUACAUUUUUGUUGUUUGCUAAAGAACCCGAUUUGCUCUUAAGGCUCUCUCCCACUGCCAAUUCCAAUUUCUAGUAUUAGAAAGGGAUCCUUAACAUGGAUGAGAAUGUGUGCAGAACUUGUCUUGAAUGAGUUUUGCAUGUAUGGAGUUGUGAAGCAACAUUGGAUAAACAUACUACUUAAGGAUUGAUGCUUUUGUGAUGUUGGGUGGAUUCUUUAAGAGGUUGUAUCAGUAGUAGCUAAUUAUUGUUUGGAAGAUCCUUACAAGCUUUUCACAGCAGAAAGCAUAAGUGGAAAAACAUACUACUUAAGGAUUGAUGCUUUUGUGAUGUUGGGUGGAUUCUUUAAGAGGUUGUAUCAGUAGUAGAUAAUUAUUGUUUGGAAGAUCCUUACAAGCUUUUCACAGCAGAAAGCAUAAGUGGAAAACUUGUAUGUUGUAACAAAGCUUUUGACCCGUUUGCUUGAGAGAUGGAUAAUGCACAGAAUGCUAAUAUGUCUGGUGGGAAUCUCUCUCUGAUAACAUCUAUUGAUCAAAAUGAUCAAGUCAGAAGCCAUCAUGAUAUUAUGAUGCGCCGUCUAAAAAAUAGGGAACGGCAACGUAGAUAUAGAGCUCGGAAACGUCUUGCAGCUGAGAGAAUGCUGACAUCCCAUCCAGUGCAGUACCUGGAAGCCGAUACAAAGAAGGCACCUGCCUCUAUGCCACUGCCCAAAGAGAUCAAGCGGAGGCGGCGGAGGAAGAAGGAAAGUAGCAUGGAUCAAUUUACUGCGACUCAAAUAGAAAUGCCUUUGCAUUACACUGAAGCUGAUUCAAAGAAGGGACCCACCUCCCUUCCCCUGCCCAAAGAGAUUAAGCGGAGGCGACGGAGGAAGAAGGAAAUUACCAUGGAUCAAUUUAUGCCGGUGCAUGUACAAAUGCCUUUGAGUGACACUCCUCAAGAGUUUGCAACUCGGGUACACAGCCGAAGAGAUUGGAAAAGAGAUGCGAGAAGGGCCCACGCAUUGAAAGAGCAAGAAGUUAGAAUUCAUGGCCCUGUUAUUCCGGUGGUAACAUCUGUUAGUGCAAGCCAAGUCCAGUCUUUUGCUUCUGCCUUCUAUCCUCCUUCAGACAGAGAAUGUCAGACACGUGGGGUUAGAGUUGACAAUGAAGCACAAAAGGUGGUGCCUAGCCGAAGACACUGGAAAGAAGAGGCCAGAAAUAGGAAAAGUCAAAAUGCUUAACAAGAAAUCAGCUGUGGGGUGGGUUUGGGUGUUGUGAAUAAUCUAGUUCUGUUUCUUUUCUGCUAAGAGUAGUAUUAGGAUAUGUAUGGGUGUUUUUUUUUUUGUAAUAUCUAACUUGUCCUUGUAGUGAAGUUUUUCAUGAUCAAGAUUUGUGUGUAAACUGUUCUCUACCUCUUCUGUCUUUUACAAGCUUAUGGUGAAGUUAUGUUAAUCUGUUAUCUGCUAGA